GCAAGCUUUGUUGCACCUUGUAUAAGACACACUUGAAAGUGUGUACUAGUGAGUUGAAUGCUGUUGAGGAGAAAACUUCUCCUAACUUAUGGCAUCGCAGAUUGGGCCAUGUUAGUGAGAAGGGCAUAAAGCUGUUGGCUGGUAAGUCUCUUAUUCCUGCUGAUGUUACCAUUUCACUUGACCCUUAUGUUCAACAAACAGGUGAUGCUCCCGAUGAUGGUCAUGAAAAUACUCAUGGACAUGACCGUAUUGAAGAGGUAUGUCUUCUUGAUGUGGUUUGCGUAUGAUCUUCCCCAAAUCGGGCUGGAGGGGGAGAUUGUUGUGGGUCCAGCCCAUUUUCAUUUGGGUUCCAUUUUUCUUUGUGGGGGUCCAAUAAUAGGAAAGUUUUUCCUUUACUUUGUUGACUAACAAAAAGGAGAAAAAAGGGCUGGGCAGUAGAGGACUUACGGACAGAGCAGAAAAAAAAAAUAUCAGAAUUGAGAGAGGAAAGGUGCUGGUGCAGAAUUUACAGACCAGCCGCACAAAUUCGAUCAUCGCCGGAGAUCCAACCGUUGGAUUGAGCUGAAAUUUUCAGAGGUUGUUCCCAACACUUAGGGCUUCAAUCUGUUCAAUUUUCACAUCAAUCGGAGCUACGGAUCUUCUGCAAUCGCAGCUGGUGCGACGCUGCGUUUUUGGGUGAUAAUCCUGAUUUUCCUUCUCUAUUGUUGAUGCCUCUUAUGUAUGUUGUUGUUGGUGGGCUGUGACAUCCUUGUAGACUGAGUUUGGGUGUUUUUACCCUCAAUUUGCAUAAUAAGAGAAGAAGAGGGCGGACUCCCUAUAAGUCCCGUGGUUUUUAUCCUUCACAUCGAAGGGGUUUUCCACGUAUAAAAAUCGUGUGUCAUUUGCAUCUUUAUUCUUCAUAUUUGGUUGUGGUUUAUUUGAUGUGUUGCUGAUUUUGUGUGCUUGGUUAAUCAAUUGUGGUAAAUUGG
Molecule: messenger RNA, 968 nt
Organism: Cuscuta campestris
Lineage: Eukaryota; Viridiplantae; Streptophyta; Magnoliopsida; Solanales; Convolvulaceae
Source: the annotation of a GenBank genome assembly